AUGCCGCAGUACUGGGGCUGGAGCCUGCAGCCACGUGGGACAGGCCAUAAGUUGAACACAGGAAGCUGCCGCAGCCAUGACUCUGUGGCAGUGACCCCUCCUCAGCAGUCGGGCCCUGCGGGCCGUGGGUUGAGCCCUAGUCUGGGCACACUCGACCAGGGUCAACUCUUCCCGCUGGGAAGCGCUGCCCCAACUCCGGGUGGCACUGCCAAGCAGUUGGAGAAAAACACCGUGGUGCAUCCUGGCAUGACCCGGCAUAAAAGGGAUGAGCCGCUGGUAACCAUGGAGGCAGGGGUGCAUCUCAAGAUCCAGUGCCAUUGUGUUUGUCAAGCUUCUGUUUAUCCCCACAAACUCUGCGGGACACUGGGCGGGUUGGGCGGGAAGCUGCUCAUGGUGUCCUUGGCCCUGUGGUCCUUGCAAACCUCCCUGGACGACCCCUCCUCCCAGGAGGGCUCAGAAAGGAUCCAGCAGGAGACCUGUGGAGCAAAUGUAGCCCCCAUGCUAUGGAAUCGGCAGCCGGGUCCCACUUGCUUAAGGGAUGAGGAUGUGCGGCCCAGCGGAUUCUGCCUCUGCGCCCAGGUCAUCAGUGUGGGGGUGCUGGGCACAGCUCUCACCAAGGCUCCGGCCACAUUCUCUCCGCACAGCCAGGGGCACAGAGAGGAGUCGAGCAGUGAACCGGACUCGCAGCCCAGCCGCUGGUGGUUGGUGUUUCCAGAGAACCCGUUUCCCAAGAGCGGCCCCGUGGUUGCUGUCAGCCUGAGGCUGCUGUCACCGGCCGUGACUGUCCCUGAGCACAGCCACCCACACGGUCCGUAUGAAAGGCCCUGCUUGUGUGUUGUGGCCCCAUGUGAUGCCCUCCAGAGUGCUUGGAGGCCACAACCCCAGAGGAAAUGGCCCCGUGCAACGAGGCCCCACCCACCAGCGCCACAGGCUGUCCCCAGCUCACAGUGCCAGCUCAUCUCCCCAGGCAUCCCAUGUCACCAGAGUCCAAGGUAUGGAUCCUGGCGGGAGCCAGUCAACCCCUAUUACGUCAAUGCCGGCUACGCCCUGGCCCCAGCCACCAGUGCCAACGACAGCGAGCAGCAGAGCUUGUCCAGUGAUGCAGACACCCUGUCCCUCACGGACAGCAGCGUGGAUGGGAUCCCUCCCUACAGGAUCCGUAAGCAGCACCGCAGGGAGAUGCAGGAGAGCGUGCAGGUCAACGGGCGGGUGCCCCUACCUCACAUUCCCCGCACGUACCGGGUGCCGAAGGAGGUCCGUGUGGAACCUCAGAAGUUCGCCGAGGAGCUCAUCCACCGCCUGGAGGCCGUGCAGCGCACACGGGAGGCCGAGGAGAAGCUGGAGGAGCGGCUGAAGCGCGUGCGCAUGGAGGAGGAAGGUGAGGACGGCGAUCCAUCCUCAGGGCUCCCAGGGCCGUGUCACAAGCUGCCUCCUGCCCCUGCUUGGCACCACUUCCCACCCCGCUGUGUGGACGUGGGCUGUGCCGGGCUCCGGGAUGCACACGAGGAGAACCCCGAGAGCAUCCUGGACGAGCACGUACAGCGUGUGCUGAGGACACCUGGCCGCCAGUCACCUGGGCCUGGCCACCGCUCCCCGGACAGUGGGCACGUGGCCAAGAUGCCGGUGGCACUGGGGAGUGCCGCCUCAGGGCACGGGAAGCAUGCGCCCAAGUCAGGGGUGAAGCUGGACGCGGCCGGCCUGCACCACCACCGACACGUGCACCACCACGUCCACCACAGCACAGCCCGGCCCAAGGAGCAGGUGGAGGCCGAGGCUGCCCGCAGGGCCCAGAGCAGCUUCGCAUGGGGUCCGGAACCACACAGCCAUGGGGCAAAGUCCCGAGGCUACUCAGAGAGUGUGGGGGCUGCCCCCAACGCCAGCGAUGGCCUGGCGCACAGUGGGAAGGCGGGCACAGCAUGCAAAAGAAAUGCCAAGAAGGCCGAGUCGGGGAAGAGCGCCAGCGCGGAGGUGCCAGGUGCCUCGGAGGAUGCAGAGAAGAACCAGAAGAUCAUGCAGUGGAUCAUUGAGGGGGAGAAGGAGAUCAGCAGGCACCGCCGGACCGGCCACGGGUCCUCAGGGACAAGGAAGCCACAGCCCCAUGAGAACUCCAGACCCUUGUCCCUUGAGCGCCCCGGGGCUGUGCACCCCUGGGCCGGCCCUCAGCUCCGGACCUCCGUGCAACCCUCCCACCUCUUCAUCCAAGACCCCACGAUGCCACCCCACCCAGCUCCCAACCCCCUAACCCAGCUGGAGGAGGCGCGCCGACGUCUGGAGGAGGAAGAAAAGAGAGCCAGCCGGGCACCCUCCAAACAGAGGUAUGUGCAGGAGGUUAUGCGGCGGGGACGCGCCUGCGUCAGGCCAGCGUGCGCGCCGGUGCUGCGCGUGGUACCAGCCGUGUCGGACAUGGAGCUCUCCGAGACAGAGACGCGAUCGCAGAGGAAGGCGGGCGGCGGGAGUGCCCAGCCGUGUGACAGCAUCGUUGUGGCGUACUACUUCUGUGGGGAGCCCAUCCCCUACCGCACCCUGGUGAGGGGCCGCGCUGUCACCCUGGGCCAGUUCAAGGAGCUGCUGACCAAAAAGGGCAGCUACCGAUACUACUUCAAGAAAGUGAGCGACGAGUUUGACUGUGGGGUGGUGUUCGAGGAGGUUCGAGAGGACGAGGCCGUCCUGCCCGUCUUUGAGGAGAAGAUCAUCGGCAAAGUGGAGAAGGUGGACUGACCGGCUGGUGGGCUGACCGCUGCACCAGGCGCGGCCCUCGGUGGGCACAGGUGUCACAGCCAGCGGAUGCCCUUGUACUCAGGAGCCCAACAGAGAACAGCGUGGGGGCGCCGCCCAGCCCUGCCGUCUCGCCGUGUCUGGGCGGGUAGGGGUCCCUCCGCGUGGUCCACAGGCUUCUGUCCUGCGCCCGAGGAGGCAGCCGGACACUCCCCAUAGCAAUACUUGGAGGGGCCUGGCCCAAGGGGGGCAGCCAAGGUCCCUGCUGCCGGCUGUAAGCGACGCCCCGGUGCCUCCCCUGGGUACGUGUGCUGGGAUCUGUUUCCCUCUGGGAUUUGCCCACGUACCCUGGUCUCGCUGGGCUCAGCCCCCGGCCCGGGCACAGGGGCCUGCAGGGCCUGUCAAUUGUACUCGCCACCGAGUGCCUUCAACACAGCUUGUCUCUUGCCUGCCACUGUGUGAGCCGGCGACGGGGCACUGCACCUGCCUCCAGCUGCUGGCUGCGCGGUCCCGGGUCCUCCUUUCUGAGGGCCCAUGUAAAUAUGUACAUUUCUCAGGCCAGGGCCAGCAGGGGCUGCCCAGGUCUGUUUUUCAUGCGAUGACACUUGUACAAUUAUCUUUUCAAAGGUACUUGGAUAAUAAUGAAAUAAAACUGUUUUUGAACCUGC
Piliocolobus tephrosceles (Ugandan red Colobus) is the source of this 3383-nucleotide messenger RNA. RefSeq names its product axin 1 (gene AXIN1). NCBI's taxonomy places the organism in Eukaryota, Metazoa, Chordata, Mammalia, Primates, Cercopithecidae. Gene Ontology annotation, cellular component: plasma membrane; beta-catenin destruction complex; nucleus. The coding region runs from base 1 to 2718 and encodes 905 amino acids. The record is from RefSeq and is a predicted model, not a curated record. Gene Ontology annotation, biological process: positive regulation of protein kinase activity; positive regulation of proteasomal ubiquitin-dependent protein catabolic process; negative regulation of canonical Wnt signaling pathway. Gene Ontology annotation, molecular function: protein kinase binding; identical protein binding; beta-catenin binding. The transcript has 18 exons.